Rhagoletis zephyria (snowberry fruit fly) is the source of this 705-nucleotide messenger RNA. RefSeq names its product syntaxin-binding protein 5-like. Gene Ontology annotation, cellular component: cytoplasm; plasma membrane; SNARE complex. The record is from RefSeq and is a predicted model, not a curated record. Gene Ontology annotation, biological process: Golgi to plasma membrane transport; exocytosis. Gene Ontology annotation, molecular function: myosin II binding; syntaxin binding; GTPase activator activity. NCBI's taxonomy places the organism in Eukaryota, Metazoa, Arthropoda, Insecta, Diptera, Tephritidae.
ACAGGUGGAAAUAAUACCAUAGAUAAAUUGGACGGCUCAUUUUCAAGAUCCAGAUCAUCAUCUAUGUCAAGUAUUGAUAUGUCUUCCUCUGAAUCUGUGACAAGUAUAGCUUUCAUUGAAAGUUAUGGAAAGAAAAGUGAUACUUUAACACUUGUUCCUACACUUUGGAUCGGUACCAGUUUCGGAUCUAUUUUAACUCUUCUGAUAACUCUACCGGAUAAAGAGUUACGAAAAGCACAACCUGUGUUAGUGGCAAUUAAUGGGGGCCCACUGGUUCGUUUAAAGGGUUCAAUUACAUCAAUGUCAUUUUUAGACUCAUUCGGCUCAUUGAUUCCAUAUUCGUCUGAGGCUUGGCGAGAUGAGAAGAAAGAUCGAACCCCAACAAAGAGUAGCAGUAAAACGAGCCCUACUUUUACACCGACAACUGCCAACACAAUAUCAAGUACUCCGGGUGGAAAUAUUUACAGCAGUAGUAGCAAUGCUAGCAGUAGUGGCGUAAGUGGAAGCCCUAGCAUUGGGUUAGAUUCUUUGACAGAUAGACAAUAUAUAGUAAUCACAAGUGAAAAGCAAACAAAAGUCUUCGAUAUUGCAAAUCAAAGCUGUAAUUAUCGCAUUAAUUUAUCAGAGAUGGAUUUUGCAGUAAAAGCGGAAACUAUUUCAAUGAAAGGUAAAUUACAUAUUUAUUUCAAUUGGUAAUUACACAAU